Molecule: messenger RNA, 3113 nt
Organism: Chilo suppressalis (striped riceborer)
Lineage: Eukaryota; Metazoa; Arthropoda; Insecta; Lepidoptera; Crambidae
Source: the annotation of a GenBank genome assembly
UUGGUGUUUUAAUGCUGGGUUUCCUUAUUUUUGAUAAUGAAUUUACAUGACGUGUUUCCCACAAACGCGAUUAAUGAUUGUUCCAUAUUAUCUCGACCAGGGAAUAAAUUAGUCAAUUAGUAUAAAAUCUACUGUGUAAUUGUAAACACACUUAGUGCAGUGUUUUUUUGCUAAACUGUAAAUUCUGUAUGUUUUCCAAGAUGCUGAUAGGGUUACUAAUAAUUGUGACCCUUCAACUAUUCUACUCUGAAUCUGCCUCGGUGGUUACAGCAGGACUUCCAGGUACGUGCAACACCACGGAUGGACAAGUGGGUGAAUGUGUGCAGAAUUAUCUUUGCGACCGUCACACCAACACUGUAGUAGAAGACGGCUCCAAUGUUAUUGACGUCAGAUUUAAUAAAGACGACACUACCUGCCCCCUGCCGAUGGUGUGCUGCAAGGUGGCUGGAAAUGAUACUCGAAGAGACGGAUUUCAUCCUUCCCAGGCUGGUAACCAAAGUUCGCAGCUGGUGAUUGACAACUUCUCGCCCCCUAUAGCCUGCACGACCAGCGAUGGAAAUCCUGGCGAAUGUGUACCCAGUAACUUAGCUAAACUACUCUCAGACACUGUCGUAGAUGACGGGUCUUACAUACUGGACUCGAGAACAGGUAUUAGUGACUCCUGCCCUUAUCCAUUGACUUGCCUACAAAUAACCAACGAUAAGGAAGAUGAUCGUGAUGACACCCCACGAGAGAAACCCAAUUUCUUUUCUUACGUCAGGAUGGCGCGCUCGAGUGACCGCCAAGGGUGCGGCUGGAGAAAUGAGAACGGGAUUCAAGUUAACUCGAAUGUCAGUUUAACAGACGAUCAUGCGAGACCGGGAGAGUUCCCGUGGGUCGUGAGCAUUAUGAGGUUAGAAUCAGCAAAAGACAAAAAUGUCCUAUUCGAGUACUUGGGCGGUGGUUCGUUGAUUCAUCACAGGGCUGUCCUCACUGCAGCACACGUAUUCGAAGGCAUCUCGAACGAUACCAACCUGUACGUGGUAGUUGGGGAUUUUUACCAAAGAACCGAGUCUGUGCUACCUAGAAAGGUCAUUAGGGUUGAGAAGGUGCAAAUACACGAAGGAUAUAUAAGAGAUGUACUGAUCAACAACUACGCUCUCGUAUUCCUGGUGAAGCCUGCAGUCGUAGCUUCGCACGUCAACUUCGUAUGUCUGCCGCCGAAGUCCGUAGAAAUGGCCACCGGCAGUAAAUGCAUAUCCAGUGGUUGGGGAAAAAAUGGAUUAGAUGAACACCAGUACAUUAUGAACAAGGUGGAGUUGCCGCUGGUGGACCGGGAGUCGUGUCAGACGCAACUCAGACCUCUAGAGAUGAUGGGGCCGUACUUCAUACUUGACGAUUCGUUCAUGUGUGCCCUGGGGGAGGCCAGUGUGGAUUCUUGCAAGGGCAGCGGUGGAUCACCUCUGGUUUGCCCGAUGCAGGACCAACCCGGUCGGUACAUGUUGAGCGGCAUGGUCACAUUCAGUACUAACUGCAGCUUCGACCGCUACCCGUCUAUGUACGCGCGGGUGGCGAGCGCGCGCCAAUGGAUCGACGACAAGAUGGCCGACAACGGAUAUCCGAUCACUAGCUACACGGACUAUUAACGCCAUUAAAAUUAUAAUUAUGAUUGAAAAAGAAAUAAACUUUUUCUGUUUGUUUGUAGAUUGUGUAUUAUUGAUAAAGUGAUUGCCAAUGACAACGUACCAUAUCCUUUCUCUAUGUGCUACAGAGCUGGAAGGUGCCCAUAAGAACUAUUUUUAUAUAGUCACUAGGUACUGCAUUCUGUUUGUGCUCGUUGUAUCACGACCUUUUUAAGGUAGGCAGGUGGGGCUGUCCUUUAUUCCCGCGGGGUUUGCCACCGGAGGACCUUAAUAUUGACCAUAUUUAACUAGGACUCGAAAAGUCCUGACAAAAAGCCGGACAUUCCGAUAAAAGUCCGGAUAUUUUAGUCACAAAAUGCAAACAUCACCCACUUAGUUACAGUGAUAUUAUACGCGUGGUAGCAGACGCGGGGGGGGGUCUCGUUUUUGAUUUUUAAGAUGAUUUAUAUUUUGUUUUAAUGAGAACUUAAUAAUGAUUGUUUAACUUAUUUGAUAUAACUUAAUAAUUAGUUUUACUUUCAAUCUAAUUUAAAAAAAACUGUACAAAUUAAAAAGCCGGACAAAUCCAGACGGAUGGUAACCCUAGCUAGGACGAAGAAUCUCGCUACCUACGCUUCGAUAUAUAAUUACCUAAUUAAGUUUAUUAUUAUUUUUAUUUGUAUGCUCACAUUUAAUAAUACCUAAUAAAGAAGCUUUAAUAUUAUUUUAAUAUGGUAAAUGAACCCGUCGAGUGUGUUGCGCAAAUUCAGUCUGUCUCAUAAAAAGCCAAGUAUUUUGAGCGUGAAACGGAACGUAAAAAAAGCGCGGGAAUACAAUAAGGCUAGUUUCAUUUGUGUGUUCGGUCCUUAUAUUUUUAUUUAGCCAUCAUGCCGUACACAGGAGAGCACCGCGCUAAUUGCGUGCGUGCGGUUUUUGAGAUAGUCGCUCGCUCAUUUACGUGCGUCAUCUAUUUCAACUUCACUAUUGUUUUUUUUAUGCUGAACAGGCAAGGCGUUUGACCUCAAUCUCGCCUGAUGGAAAGCGAUGAUGAAGCCUAGGAAGGGUCACGCCUGUCUAGAAGAUGCCUGUUCACUCUGGUCUUGAAGAUGUCCGGAUUAUAUUGGUCCGGGAAAACAGACCUCGGCAAGGAGUUCCACUCCCUAGCCGUUCGCAUAAUGAAAGCGGAAUAUUGUUCAGGCGCCAAGCAAUGCAACCAUAGUCUCGUGAAUCCAGAGCUUUUAACACUUCCGUAGGAAAUAAGCCAUCUGCCUUUUCUGGACAAGUACCUACCUUUCGCGUUAUAAUAAAGCAGUAGUGAAUCUCUUAAUAGCUCGGUGAUUAUCGCUUCCAUCUGUCAAAAGCUAUAAGCGAAUAGUCCUUGGGAUACUUAACUGUCUCCAAUUCUCGUAAAAAGGCCGGAUCGACAAGUCAUUGUAGUUCAGCCCCCUAGUAUGAGCACCACGUUAUCAUCAUCAUCAUCAGCCUAUUGAUGUCCCCACUGCUGGGGCACAG